Phyllotreta striolata is the source of this 1464-nucleotide messenger RNA. The record is from the annotation of a GenBank genome assembly. NCBI's taxonomy places the organism in Eukaryota, Metazoa, Arthropoda, Insecta, Coleoptera, Chrysomelidae.
GAAAUCCGACCACGGCGAUUUACUAGCACUCGAACGGUGGGAGUAAAUGAGUAAACUAUACGUUCGAAACGUUUUGGGUGUGUGUAGGUACCCAUUUUACCAUUCAAAUUCGCCGAAGGAAAACGUUUAGAAGCGCUCCGGCGAAGACCGACCGCGAAUUCGAGCAUCGCAGUACGCAGUUCAUCGUUAGUUCGGUGAUUUACAUACGAUAUUUUGUAGUAAAUACGAAGUGAAAGCAUGAAAGUCGCUAUUGGAGCCGUCGUUUUCGUCAUUUUCGUAUUCGACAAAUCUAUUGCUUUACGAUGUUGGAAAUGCUCCAGUGAUAUUGACCCGUCCUGUCGAGAUCCCUUCAACGAAUACGGCAGCAGGGGCUAUGGACAAAGUAGCUCUUAUGAUCGUUUAAGAACCACAGGCUACAAUCAGAGACCAUCAUACGACAACUACAAUUCUAGGUACGAUCCAAGAUACGAUAAUCAGAGGUACGAUAAUCAGAGGUACGAUAAUCAAAGGUACGAUAACCAACGGUACCCGGAGAACAGGGAUCCCAACUACAAUCCCGGGGGAUUUAAUAAUUACAAUCAGGGAUAUAACAAUGUGGGUAGGCAGCCGGUGCUGGAAGUGUGCGAUGAAAACGAGGCGAGAAACAGGCGGAUGAGGAACGUUUGCAUAAAAGAAAUCGUACGAGGUUCUAGCUACAUGAGCGUAGUACGAAGAUGCGAGCUCAUCCCCUACGAGCAAUCAGUCGGUACAUGUUCGCAGGGUGUGAGCAAAGGAUUGACCUUAGAUUUCUGCGAAUACUGCGAUUGGGACGGUUGCAAUUCCGCCACCGGACUCAAAACCAAUCUCUUCUUGGCUGCUGGCGUGUCUUCGGUCCUGCUCUUCUUCUAUCAUUAACCUAAAUUCCGGUGAAUUGGCUGUUCGCGUUGGGGACCAAAGAUAAUACAACGAGGUGUUCACCAUGUUUCAUUAGAUGGCUUUUGCCGAAAUUUGUUGUAAUUUGCAUUUUUUUGUUGUGUUAAAAUGUUCAAUGUAAUCACGGAAAGUUAUUAGCUUGUUAGGAGGAAGAUUUAUUAUUUUUUUUAGGUUAUAUAGCAACUGGUGAUACUAAUUGAAUUUGCAAUAAUUGCUGUUUAAUAUAUUUGGAUGUUAUAAGUUAAAGAACUAGUUACCGUAACAACAUGCAUCUUCUUACCUUACUUUUAAUUUAGGUAACUCGAUUAAAAUGUGCUAAAAAUAGUAAUUAUUUACGUAAAUCUAAGUGUAAUGAAUUAAAAAAUAAUUAAUUAUCUCUAAUUUACAAUAUUGAAUUAUUUGUUCCACAACGCAAUAAAAUCAGUUAAAAUGUGCUUAUGAGAUAAUCUCUACAUCAAUCAAUUGUAAAAAGUUAUCGUUUUAGAUAAAUAGUUUAGAACAUCGUUUUCAGACAAUAAUUGUACUUAGCAAUAAAUUUUAUUUUUAUUACAA